UUGUCGAUGUCGCUCGAUGACAUUGUUGCAUGUGGCUGAAUGUUACAAUGCCUCGAGCAAUCGUGAAGGAGAUUCCUUCCAAAUUUGUGAGACUAAUCCCCUGUCUCUCUGUAAAGGAGGCCUGGUCCCAUAUAGCGCAAUACAUCAUCAACGACCUCAUUCUGUAUGGAGGAGCAAAAUGUGAGUUUAUGGCUGUCAAGUAUAUCGGCGAUGGCCCUCGUUACGACCUUGGAGCGGUUAUUCUCCUGAAGGACAGAUCGCUGAAAGAAAGACUCCUGUUUCGAUCGCCCAAGGCUCGACCAGUGUGUAUGCUUGAGGACAUCCUAGUUUCACCAGAGGACAUCUCCACAGAAGUGUCGUCUGCUAUGAAGAGAGGCACAAAUGCUUCCUUGAGAAUGAGCUACGGUUCCUACAGUGGCAAGGACACAUCUCAGCGAGCCAGCAAACGGGUUUUCCUUACUUUUAGCAACUGCAAGCGGCAGGUGUUGGACCGUAUCGAGAUGCUGAAGGGCACCAUUAUAGAUCUCUUUGCGUGCGAUGCAUUCGGUUUCAACGUGGAGAACUUGUAUCUGGUUACUGACGUCAUCUACAGCCAGGACAUCUACUUCAGAGUGACAUACAAUGGCGAAAGCGUCGAGUUCAGGAAAGACAUCCGUUGGCCAAUCGCCUUCAAACUGUCCAAAUUCACUAUCCUGUACGACUCUGUGCUUGGUGAAAUACAAAGCAUCCCAAAAGGAAUAAAGGUCAACUGGCGGGAUUAUCUUAAUCUCCAGGUGGUUCGAGUGUCAUUCAUCGGUGACCGUGAGCGUGGCUACGGUGACGACAUGCUGCGUGUUGCUCGACGACGUCGUCGGGACCGGGAACUCCGUGCUCGGCAUGAUGGUAGAAUCUCAUGAUUCUGAAAAUUUUCUCUUAAGAGUUUAAUAUUUGUGUAGCAUUCCAAUAUUAUUUAUACGGUACCUCACACCUUGACUUGUUUACAUGCUAAGACACAUGGUUGCUUGAAAACAGUUGCCUUGAUAUCAUAUCUUCAUAUGUUGUUAUUGUGUUUAGCGCUUACUAUGUUGUACAACUAUGGGUGAGAGAUUCUCGUUACAACAGAUCAUAAAUGCUACUUUGCUUGUUUUCACGUUACUUUUCAUGUGAUAUAUAUUUUAGAUAAACGCACUUGAAGGUGGGUGGGUUGUUUAAGUUAAUAAAUUUCAGGUUUGUCUUAAUGCCAGAUUAAGAGAUAUGCGGCAUGAUGUCAGGGUCUGUGUAAAUGACAAGAAAGAAACUAGAUAUAUGGCUUAUGUGUUGGUUAGAUUUAUGGCCUUUGGUUAGUUAUCGGUUAUGUGCGAUUUUCGCUUGGGGCAAGUGGUGACAUCUCUAUCUGGACAUCCAUAAGGCUGAAAACAAAAUUCACGCUGGGGCAAAACAUCUGUAACAUCUUAAAUAUAUACGUUAUAUAUCUUUUCAACCAAAGGUUGGAACUGGCUUAUACUUCUUACCCGUGUGUCUAACGAUCGUUCCAACAUCUCUAUUUUAUGUUUUUAUGACCAAUAGGUAUUACAAAAGCGAGCGUCAAGUAAUUGUGAGAUGGUAUAGGAAAUAGUUAUUAUUGUGCUCAUAUGAGCACCACAUAGCAACCUUACAGUGAACUGCCCAUUCUGUUUCCUGGUGUACUCGCUUAAGGCGUGCAACAAGCUGUUGUUUUGGAUUGCUUCCUUCAACUUCAACUCGGUUUUGUUUGCAAUCAAGUUAUGAUAUCUAUAUCUUCAAGGGGAUUGUUUUCAUAAUAUAACAGCACGAAGACCUGGAUUUAAUUACAUUUGGGCAAAGUAGACUUUAACGUGUUUAUCCUCUGUCUUCGGAAUCAUUUCCUAUUGUAGGGUUACAGAACUAUAUCACAUUUUUGU
Molecule: messenger RNA, 1898 nt
Organism: Haliotis rubra (blacklip abalone)
Lineage: Eukaryota; Metazoa; Mollusca; Gastropoda; Lepetellida; Haliotidae
Exons: 4
Coding region: 30-896 (288 amino acids)
Source: RefSeq, a predicted model, not a curated record